Geosmithia morbida is the source of this 1137-nucleotide messenger RNA. Its product is annotated as DnaJ-like protein subfamily B member 4. Bases 1 to 1137 code for a protein of 378 amino acids. Gene Ontology annotation, biological process: translational initiation. The transcript is spliced from 3 exons. The record is from RefSeq and is a predicted model, not a curated record. Gene Ontology annotation, molecular function: protein-folding chaperone binding. Gene Ontology annotation, cellular component: cytosol. NCBI's taxonomy places the organism in Eukaryota, Fungi, Ascomycota, Sordariomycetes, Hypocreales, Bionectriaceae.
AUGGUAAAGGAGACAAAACUUUACGAAGCUCUGGGCGUCAAGCCGGAGGCGUCGCAGGAUGAGAUAAAAAAAGGCUACAGGAAAGCAGCCUUGAAACAUCACCCUGACAAGAACAAGGACAACCCCAACGCAGCCGAAAGGUUCAAGGAGUGUUCCCAGGCGUACGAGAUCCUAUCAGACCCCGAGAAGCGCAAGAUCUACGACCAGUAUGGCCUUGAUUUCCUGCUACAUGGCGCCUCUGCUGGACCCGAACACCCCAGUGCCGGCGGAGCUGGCGGAAUGCCCGACUUUAGCGGAGCCGGUGGCUUCGGCGGCUUCCCUGGCUUUGGAGGUAUGCCCAGUGGCGGCGGUACGCAAUCCUUCCGCUUCUCAACGACCGGCGGCGGCCCUGGUGGUGGCUUCAGCUUCACCAACGCAGACGACAUAUUCACCGAGUUUAUGCGCGCCAACGGCCCCAACGGCGGCAUGAGGGGCGGUAUGGACGAUGACGACUUCGACAUGCUGGGCGGCAUGCCCGGCGGCUUCGGCGGUAGCCGGGGGUCCAAGAUGCGGCCUGGUUUCGGCGGAGCCCCUGACCCUCGCUCUAAGCGUGGGUCAACACCCGAGGUCCUCUCCGUCGAGCGCCCACUUCCCGUAUCGCUCGAAGAUCUGUAUAACGGCGUCACCAAAAAGAUGAAGAUCAAGGCCAAGCGGUUCGACCCGUCAGGGAAGCAAAUCCUGAAGGACCAGGUCCUCGAGGUUCCCAUCAAGGCCGGAUUGAAAAAGGGUUCCAAGAUCAAAUUUAAGGGAGUCGGUGACCAGGUAGAAGGUGGCCGGCAAGAUCUGCACUUUGUCGUCGAAGAGAAACCGCAUCCCCUUUUCCAGCGCGAAGACAACGACCUCAUCUACACAGUCACACUCGAGCUCAAGGAAGCCCUGACUGGUUGGAGGCGCAAGGUCACCACAAUCGACGGCAAACAAAUCAACCUCGAGAAGGGCGGUCCUACGCAACCCGGAAGCCAAGAGCGCUACCCAGGCUUGGGAAUGCCCAUCUCUAAGAAGGCAGGACAGCGGGGCGACCUCAUCAUCAAGUACAAGGUCAACUUCCCAUCGAGCCUAACAAGCCAACAAAAAGAGAAGCUGCGGGAGAUUCUAUGA